Eptesicus fuscus (big brown bat) is the source of this 486-nucleotide messenger RNA. Its product is annotated as cornifin. The transcript has a single exon. Lineage: Eukaryota; Metazoa; Chordata; Mammalia; Chiroptera; Vespertilionidae. The coding region runs from base 1 to 486 and encodes 161 amino acids. The record is from RefSeq and is a predicted model, not a curated record.
AUGAGUUCCUACCAGCAGAAGCAGCCCUCCAUCCCACCUCCCCAGCUUCAGCAGCAGCAGGUGAAACAGCCCUGCCAGCCUCCACCUCAAGAACCAUUUGUUCCUAUAACCAAGGAGCCAUACCCCACCAAGGUUCCACAACCUGGCCCCACCAAGGUUCCACAACCGGGCCCCACCAAGGUUCCACAACCUGGCCCCACCAAGGUUCCAGAGCCAUACUACCCCCAGAAUCCUCAACCAGGCGAAACCAAAGUUCCAGAGCCAUACUACCCCCAGAAUCCUCAACCAGGCCAAACCAAAGUUCCAGAGCCAUACUACCCUCAGCAUCCUCAACCAGGCAACCCUGUGUUUCCUGAGAAGGGUCACACCAAGCUUCCUGAGCCAGUUCACCCUAAGGUCCCUCAGCCUGGCCAGUCUAAGAUCCCUGAGCCAGUUCCUACAAAGGUUAUUCCUGGCCCAGCCCAGCAGAAGACCAAGCAGAAGUAA